Messenger RNA from Closterium sp. Yama58-4, 1275 nucleotides. Lineage: Eukaryota; Viridiplantae; Streptophyta; Zygnematophyceae; Desmidiales; Closteriaceae. The record is from the annotation of a GenBank genome assembly.
AUGGACGGCCUCAUUCUCGGUGCGUUGAACCGUGCCGGCGAAUAUCGGCUCGUUCGAGACACGGGCGGUCUCAUUCUCACUCCCCUUCUCCCCCUCCACCCCCUCCCCUCUUCCCCCAGACACCGAGGUUUUGUAUUCGGCACCCCAGAGGCGCGAUCGCGCCCCCUGUCCCCUCUCUCCCCGCAUCACUCCCCCUUUCCCCCCAUCAUUCCGUUUCUCCCCUUCCAUCCCCUCCCCUCUUCCCCCAGACACCGAGGUUCUGUAUUCGGCACCCCAGAAGCGCGACCGCGCCCCCUGUCCCCUCGUUUCCCGAUUCUCUCCCUCCCUCCGCACCCCUCUUCCCCCAGACACGGAGGGUCUUUACACGACACUGAAGGCCUGUACACGAUAGCGCAGCAGCGCAUUCUCGCGCGGUUCAACCGCGAGUUCACAUGGGCGCUCAAGGUCAAGAUGAUGGGCAAGAAGGCCGCAGAGGCAGCUCCAUUGCCCAUCAAACCACAACCAUACUCGCUCCCUUUCCUCCCCCGUGGCCCCUCUCCCCCCUGCCCCGCUUCUCUCCCCCUCUCUGUCCUCUUGUCCCCCUGUCCCCUUCCUCCUCGCUCUGUUUCCCUGACCCCACCUCCAGACACGGAGGGUCUGUACACUAUGGCCCAGCAGCGCAUUCUCUCGCGAUUCAACCGCGAGUUCACAUGGGCGCUCAAGGUCAAGAUGAUGGGCAAGAAGGCAGCAGAGGCGGCAAAGGUGGUGAUAGAGGAGCUGGGUCUGCAGGGGGAGAUUAGCGCCGAGGAGUUUCUGAGGGAGAGAGAGGCCCUGCUGCGGGAGGAAUUUCCCCACUGCAAGCUGUUACCAGGCGCGGAGCGGUUGAUUCGGCAUCUGCAUGUACACAACAUUCCCAUGGCCAUUGGCACCGGAUCUCACAAGAUUCACUUUGGCCUCAAAACGUGCAAUCAUGGGGAGCUCUUCGCCCUCAUGAGCCACUGUGUAUUGGGGGAUGAUCCCGAGGUUGUGCAGGGCAAACCAGCUCCGGACGUCUUCAGAGUUGCUGCUGCCAGAUUUGAGCCGCCACCAUCACCAGACAACGUGCUUGUAUUCGAGGAUGCUCCACUAGGGGUUGAUGCUGCCAGGAAUGCUGGAAUGUGGGUGGUAAUGGUGCCAGAUGAGAACGUGGAUCCAGCUCUCUGCACUAAUGCUUCACUUGUUCUUCCAUCAUUGUUGAACUUCGAUCCUGUCCCAUGGGGCUUGCCUCCAUUUCCAGCUGAAGUUUCUGAAACCUAG